Molecule: messenger RNA, 480 nt
Organism: Clonostachys byssicola
Lineage: Eukaryota; Fungi; Ascomycota; Sordariomycetes; Hypocreales; Bionectriaceae
Source: the annotation of a GenBank genome assembly
AUGACCCAUUUCUUACUUGACACUAUCUUUGGUACAUUGAUUUCAACACUGUUCAACGUCGACUUCAUCAAACAUCCUGAAGACCAAGACACUUUUCAACUAUCGUCAGCGACAUCAUCAUGGCAAGAUUCUUUCGAAGAACAGCAUGCUACGUCGAGUCAAACUCCCUCCAUACUCGAAACUCCAGGCGACCUCCAGCAUGCACGAAACAAACGAGACGGUACCUCAGAGUCAACUGUGCUGACCUCGGCUCCCGAUGAUACACCAUGGAAGUUAAGCGACCGAACCGAGGCCUGCCAUGGAUCUACAGGUACCCGCAAUGGCUGUAGUGGUGAAGUCAUCGUCGUCAACUGGUACACUAAUGAAGAUCCUGCAAAUCCGAUCAACUGGUCCAAAUGGAAGAAGUUGAUUGUCUUCUUCAUCAUCAACUAUACCUCCUUCGUAGUAUAUAUGGCGUCUUCCAUCUACGCUCCGGCCUAA